Messenger RNA from Nematostella vectensis (starlet sea anemone), 2929 nucleotides. RefSeq lists its product as uncharacterized. The record is from RefSeq and is a predicted model, not a curated record. Lineage: Eukaryota; Metazoa; Cnidaria; Anthozoa; Actiniaria; Edwardsiidae. The transcript has 2 exons. Gene Ontology annotation, molecular function: protein binding. Bases 903 to 1424 code for a protein of 173 amino acids.
UCCAUCCCGAAUGAAUGCCCAAUUGCGUUAUUGAUUGUCCGUUGAUUCUAUUGAAUGUUCGCGCAUAUUCAAUCAUUGUUAUUGAAAGUCGAGUCACGCUAAGGAUGUUUCGUGCAAUGUUGAUGAACGUACAAUGUACGUUAACGAUACAACGUUUGGUACAAAUGAAUGUCCCUUUCCGGUUAUUGAACAGCAAAAGGUGUAUUGCUCUUUAAGGCGAGAUCAGAGCAAUCCAGCGAAAGCGUGGCAGGAGUGUUUCGAGAAGGGGGUGUGGCACUUUCAAGGAAAACUAGCACACAAGCUCAGAAUCGGCGUUUGCGGAAUCGAUAUCCGUUAAUAGUAAAGUCAUUGCUGCUACGAUUGAAAAUCAGAAGCACGUGAAUAUAUACUCCGCCAGUAAUCUUUCCCUUGUCGCCCAUAUCUUCUUGCCUUCUUCUUGCCUCGAUCUUAGUGCCUUUAAUCAAAGCAUCACAUCACCAGGGAUUCAUAUCUCAACCAGAGCUACUGAGCUAGACAUAAUCGACCCUUUUAAAUGCUCGCCUUGUAAGAACAACACGAGAUCAUUUGGUGGAUAUUCAACUACAUGUACUCCCUGUCUUCAUAGGAAAUGCGUCAUCAAUAGCGAACCUAGCCUGUUUCGCUCUAUUAUUUGUGACAGGGAAUCGUGUUUGCAUAUUGUCGUGCAAAAUGUGACAGCGGGUGGUAUACAAAUCAUGCAGGAAGGUGAAACAUUAUUCUCAGGAGAAAUCUUCAAUGAAUUCAAAGUCAAACUUGUCGAGACUGCUGUAGGCAAUGCUUCGAUGAUUACGGUGUCACAAUCGUUUAUUAUCGACUUGACGUCGCCUGUGGCAGAGCUAGCCAAAAUCGAAUGAACUGAUCGAGAAAUAUGACGCUGCUUGGAGAUGAAAGUCAUUGCUCGACCAGAGAUUUUGACGAGCUUGACAUUGACUUUACCCAUAACACUUCAGAGGGGACUUUUAAAAUAUUACAAAGCUUCUGAUCCCGAGAGUGGCAUCAGUCCGUACGAAAUAGAGUGGGAAACAUCGCCUGGCCUGAAAGACAUCAACCCCUUUGAGGCGGUCAAGAACACGACUGUCUGGUAUACCAAACUCAAAGACAAUGAACUUCUAAAAGGAAAGAAAUAUUUUGUAACAGUUCGUGCCACGAACAAAACAGGUCUUAUUUCUGAGGCAAUGUCGUCAAAUGGAGUAACGGUGGGGAAGUCGGAAUACACUUUCGACCAUGACACAUCAGCCUCGUUCUUCUUCGACACUGAUAAUGUGAAUGAAAAUAACGGUACUCGUAAGGAUUUCGUUGGGCAGAUUUAUGGUACAAUGGACGUGCCACGAGGCGCCGUGAAAAGAGGAAGUCAAAAUCAAGGGUUACCGUCUGGAAGAGGAAGCCCUGAUGUCCAACUCAUCUGAAGAUGGUCCGUUACAGAUCCCGAAUCGACAAAACCCUUGGUAAUAUUUAACAAUUAUACCAUUUCCAUUGAGGUGGAUAGUGGCGAAAUAUCUACCUAGAGCCGAAGGUUGCAAAAUCAUUUCGGCGGAAAAUUGUCAAAACACAGGGAGUUUGAAGCCGAUUUUCCGGUUCUCGGUAGAUAUUUCGCCACUAUUCACCUCGUUCAAUGGAAAUUGUAUAAUUGUUUUAGUAUAUAAAACAAGCUUUAGAGCAAUUUUCUUUUCGGAAACACUUGCAAACCGGCUGUUACACCCGCCAUUUUGCUUGAUUUCGGGGCGCAGGAAAAUACCCACCUCCUAGGUCGUGUAUAUUGCAUUUUAUCCCGAGUUUCUCAACCAAUCAAAUCGCUUGUUCUUGCGAGGUUCCCGAGUUUUAUAUACUAAUAAAGAAUAGCUAAAGAAGACAAUCAUAACAAACGUUAGCGUGGUGUGAAAUACGUGAUAAGAUAUUUCUAAUAUUCUUUUUUUUAAACCGAUAAUGUUACUUCUAAAGAAGAAACAUGGGCAUGGCUUGAAUUAUCAAGAGAGUUCUGUCUAAACUUCAGUUUGGGGAUAGACAUUGCUCAACGUGUUGUUGGCGGUUUUUUAUAUGCAUGCCAAAAAUAACAAUCACACCCAUCCAAAAGGCUGUAUGCUAUUUUGCAAAUUACUAUUUAGAAACAGUACAAUUUAAACAGCUUUACUUUAUGGUGGGUACAAGGAAUUUAAAUUGGUAUUUUAGCUAUAAUAGAUAACUGAAGAGAGCCACCUACUCAACUACUGGAUCCUGUACUUAAGGUAAUUCCCUUGAAUUGCACUGCGCACCCCUUCUGCGCAUAGUGGCGGGCCACAGUUGUACAAGAAAACAAAGCAAAUAGCGCGUUUUUUUACUUAAAAUCGCUUUGACAGAAAAACGAAGUCGGUUGCCCCCAUCUUUUAUUUGCUUAAAUAGUUAAAUAUAUACGGAAAAAUGAUGUACUAAAAGAAGAAAAAAAAGUUGGGCUGUAAAAGUUUUUUUUAUUUUCUCUUAAAAGCCGUAAAAAUACUUCAAAAUAGCGCUUUUUACCGUAUAAAUAGUGGCGAAAACAGUGUCUUUAAGUGUGAUCUCUUAAAAUGUGAUUUGUUUUGAACAUUAGCUACUACGGGAUAUUGUUUCAGAGAUCUGAUUUUGGCAGCUCGACAAACAGAACUGAAUUUUCUAAAGACUAAAGGCACUCUUUUUAAAAACUAAGAGAGUAGUAAAGUAAGUAUAUCUAUAGGGUGGAUUCCAGUCCCCCAGCCGCGCGGUAGUGGCGCGUUCUGAUUGGUUGUUGGGAAUGGCGUGCUGUGAUUGGUUGGUUUUGAUACGGCGGAACUGACGUCACGGGUGGAGUUUGGAGUGGGCCCUUGACAUUUGGACUUUGGACUUUAGGGAGAGGGGUGGUGAUUGGUGGGAUUUGAUAGGGCGGAAGUGACGUCAUAGGUAAGGGUAUUAUUAUGGGUUACCC